AUGGCCAACGCACUGAGGAAACAUCCUGUGACGCCAUGGGAAACCAAAUUCAACGCAGAAUUUGACAAGAUCUGCGCAGCGUUCUGGCACCGGAUUGCAACCCGUGCAGAGCAAAUGCAGCCAUCUACAACUCCUGCCCUACAGCUUCCUCUCCUCCGCCAACCAUACACCCAGGGGGUCAGCCCUGGGCCCGUGAUCCUCACAACAGUAUCCAUGGUAAUAAGGCACUGGUCCAUUUAAGGCUUCAGCCCGAAGACGCAUGGUACACAGACGACGCAAGUCCACGACCAGGAGGCAGCAACUAGCUACAGGAAAGGCUAAUAGUUUCUCUACCAGGAUGAGACAUAGCGAAGGAGCACAGUGGAUCCUCAACCAAGUAAGGGGCAGACGGGACCCCCCCCCACAGCCCGAUGGACUGAAACCCCAACGCCAUUGUACUAUCCUGCCCUGUGGCGUGGGCUGA
Messenger RNA from Pelobates cultripes (western spadefoot toad), 463 nucleotides. Lineage: Eukaryota; Metazoa; Chordata; Amphibia; Anura; Pelobatidae. The record is from the annotation of a GenBank genome assembly.